AUGAACUGUGCCCUUUUUCCCAGCCUUCGCAGUACACGGGGUAGAGUCCACAGUCCUCCCGCAACCAUGUCCGGAAAAGUGGAGUCUACCGGCGGGGAGGAGCCGACUCCGGCCCGGGACGAGGACAUUGAAAAGAUCCCCGCGCAAGUGAAUCACAACCCGGAGCAAAAGAUCUCGGAUCAAAUCUCCCACGAGAAGCUCGAGGAGCUCGCCCCCAACGGCGAAGGGGAGUACAUCCUGGGUAAGAUCAACGAGAUGAGCGAGGAGGAGGCCCUCGAGAUCGUCGAGGAGUCGGUCGAGUUCUUCAAGGACGACUGGAACUUCCCUUCCGAUAUGAGAGAGCGUAUGAAGAAGCUCCUCGAAGGCCCCAAGGCCUACGGAGAGCACUACGAUCGCGACUUGAGGAUCGACGCCGUCAUGAUCCGCUACUCGUCGCCCUACCCGGGUGUUCGCGCCGUGGCCGAGAUUCUGGACGACCAGAGCGUGCCGAUCGAGACGUUCCGCGCCUACUUUCUGGGCAUUGGCUGGGCCAUCAUCGGGACCUUCAUCUCGACCUUCUUCAACUCGAGGUUCCCGUCCAUUACUCUGAGCGGCCAGGUCAUCCAGAUCCUGUUGUUCCCGUGCGCCAAGUUCCUCGAGUUCGCCCUGCCGGACUGGGGCGUCACUGUCCGCGGGACGCGGCACUCCCUCAACCCGGGCCCCUGGAACUUCAAGGAGCAGAUGUUCGCGACCAUCACGUACAACAUCGCCAUCUACACCACCAACAGCUACGGCAUGAUCCUCGUGCAGAAGUCCCCCGUCUACUACGGCCUCGGCUUCGUCGACUUCGGCUACCAGCUCAUGCUCACGCUCUUCGUGCAGCUCAUGGGCAUGGGCUUCGCCGGCUACCUCCGCCGGUUCAGCGUGUACCCGGUCAAGGCCCUCUGGCCGACCAUCCUGCCGACCAUCGCCAUGAACCGCGCGCUCACGCGGCCCGAGCCGAGGGAGAGGAUCAACGGCUGGACCAUCUCGCGGUACAAGUUCUUCUACGUCUGCACCAUCUGCAUGUUCUUCUACUACUGGCUCCCGGGCUACCUCUUCACGGCCCUGGCCACCUUCAACUGGAUGACGUGGGUCUCGCCGGAGAACGUGACGCUGGCCAUCAUCACGGGCUCCUCCCUGGGGCUCGGCCUGUUCAACCCCGUCACGACGUUCGACUGGAACGUCGCCACGUCCUCGUACGCCGCGCUGGCCCAGCCCUUCUUCGCGACCUGCACCAUGUACUGCGGCGCCAUCGUGGGCGGCGGCAUCAUCCUCGGGAUCUACUACACCAACAUGUACAACACGGCGUAUCUCCCCAUCAACUCGUCGUCGCCGUUCGCCAACGACGGCACCCCGUACGUCGUGCAGAAUGUGGUGGUGAACAACCAGCUCAACGAGACCCUCUACCAGGAGUACUCGCCGCCGUUCUACUCGGCCGGGUACCUCCUGACCGUCGGUGCCAACUACUGCUUCUAUCCAGUGUACUUCUUGUACAUCAUGGGAAACCAAUGGAAGACGAUAUCGGCCGCGUACGUUGACUUCUACAAAGGGCUGCGCCACGGCAAGGGCAACUACGAAGGCGCCAUGGACGUCCACAGCCGCCUCAUGGCGAACUACGGAGAGGUCCCCGACUGGUGGUUCCUGGUGAUACUGGUCGGCGCCAUCGUCGUCUCCGUCGUGUUCCUCAACAUCUACCCGCUCGACACCCCGGUGUGGCUCGUCUUCCUGAUGAUCGCCAUCAACCUCGUCUUCGCGGUGCCCCUCUCGUUCCUCUCGGCGACGACGGGGACCAACCUGGGGCUCGGCGCCCUGAUCCAGGUCAUCACGGGCUACAUGCUGCCGGGCAACACCAACGCCUUCCUCUUCUCCCAGACGCUGGGGUCCUGGGCGCUCGCCGGCUACGGCGACAACUACGUCCAGGACCAGAAGAUGGCCCACUACACCAAGAUUGCGCCGCGGGCCGUCUUCCGGAGCCAGAUCGGCACCAUCGUCAUCACGUGCUUCGUCGCGGUGGCCACGCAGAACUUCAUACUGGAAAACGUUAAGGGGCUGUGUACUCCCACCCAGAUGAGUCGCUUCACGUGCGCCAACGACGGCGCGCCGCUGUAUGCCAACUCUUUGAUGUGGGGGCUUCUCGGAUCAGAGCGAAUGUUUGUGUCUUUCUAUCCGAUUUUGAAGUGGUGCUUCCUCAUGGGCACAGUAAUCGCCGUUGUCUUCCUGGUCGGCCAAGGCUACGGACCAAGAUACCUCCCCGGCGUGCGGGAAACCCUACGGCGGAAGCUGAGCCCGAGGACCUUUGCCCGUCUGGACAAGACUCUUUUCCCCUUCGUCGCCUCUCUUCUGUGGCUUAACCCCGUCCUAGUCAUUCAGGGCAUCCAGCACUGGGCCCCUUCCAACCUCUCAUACAAGACGCCCGGCUUCAUCCUUGGAUACAUCUUCAUGUACUGGCUCCCUCGGCACCGGUUGGCCUGGUGGGAGAAGUAUAACUACGUACUGUCGGCGGCCCUGACUGCCGGAGUAGCCGUCUCGGCCUUGGUCAUGUUCUUCGCUGUGGGGUAUAACCCGGUCUCUCUGAAGUGGUGGGGAAACACGGUCAGCGGUGCCGGGGUCGAUGGACGGCAGAUCGGGAUCCUGCCCAUUCCCGAGAGAGGGUAUUUUGGUCCCGAGAGGGGAUCCUUUCCUACAUAG
Messenger RNA from Colletotrichum higginsianum IMI 349063, 2709 nucleotides. Its product is annotated as OPT family small oligopeptide transporter. NCBI's taxonomy places the organism in Eukaryota, Fungi, Ascomycota, Sordariomycetes, Glomerellales, Glomerellaceae. The record is from RefSeq and is a predicted model, not a curated record. Gene Ontology annotation, biological process: transmembrane transport. The transcript has 5 exons. The coding region runs from base 1 to 2709 and encodes 902 amino acids. Gene Ontology annotation, molecular function: oligopeptide transmembrane transporter activity.